Messenger RNA from Rhododendron vialii, 468 nucleotides. RefSeq lists its product as uncharacterized. The transcript is spliced from 2 exons. The record is from RefSeq and is a predicted model, not a curated record. NCBI's taxonomy places the organism in Eukaryota, Viridiplantae, Streptophyta, Magnoliopsida, Ericales, Ericaceae. The coding region runs from base 35 to 433 and encodes 132 amino acids.
CUAAAUUCGUAACUUUAUUUUUUUCAUCAUUUCAAUGGCACGCCGAGCAUGGAGCGAGGAGGAGGAGGAUACGUUGUUGACAAAUCUUACGAGCCUUGUCGAUCAGGGGGUUUGGCGAACCGACAACGGAGCAUUUCGCCCUUCCUACUUGGAAGUUCUAAAAAAUGAGAUGCGAGUUUCUUUCCCUCAAGCAAGUAUAAACAAAAUUCAUAUUGAAGGAAAGAUCAAAAAAUGGAAGAGUGAUUAUCGCAAACUAGACGCUAUGCUUAGGCGUCCUGGGUUCGGGUGGAAUCCAAAUGAAAACAAACUCGUGGUCGGAAAUGAAACUUGGAAUGAAUUUGUCCGAGAUCAAAGACAUCUGAGACAUUUCCGAGACAUGCAAUUUCCCCAUUUUAAUCGAUGGGCUUAUUGUUUUGUAUCUGAUGAGAAUUAGAAGUUCGAAGUUUAAUUUAAGGCAGGCAUUGGAAG